Molecule: messenger RNA, 423 nt
Organism: Camelina sativa (false flax)
Lineage: Eukaryota; Viridiplantae; Streptophyta; Magnoliopsida; Brassicales; Brassicaceae
Source: RefSeq, a predicted model, not a curated record
AUGAGAAAGAGGCUCAGUAGGAAAACCUUUGACAUGAUACAAGAAAUCUCAGAAAGUGAAAACAAAGAGGAUUACAAGAAAUUUUGGGAGAACUUCGGUAGAUUCCUUAAAUUGGGUUGUAUCGAAGACACCGGUAACCACAAGCGUAUUACACCGCUUCUUAGAUUCUUCAGUUCCAAGAAUGAAGAGGAAUUGACAAGCUUGGAUGAAUAUAUCGAGAACAUGGGAGAGAACCAAAAGGCGAUCUACUACCUUGCAACCGAUAGUCUAAAGAGUGCAAAGUCUGCCUCUUUCUUGGAGAAACUAAUCCAAAAAGACAUUGAGGUUUUGUACUUGGUUGAACCAAUUGAUGAGGUUGCAAUUCAGAAUUUACAAACCAAAGAAAAGAAGUUUGUUGAUAUCAGCAAAGAAACGCGGAGAUGA